CCCCUACGCGCGGUCGCGGGUACGCCGCCACCAGCGUCGUAGUUAACACGACGGCUCUGACGGGUCCUGGGGGCGGGGCUGCAGGGGAAAGUGACAACGCCGCUAAGUUUUGGGAUGCCACCAAGUGAUCGGUUUGGGUAUUACAUUUAGAUGAAAGUGAAGUGAGAAUUCUACUAGAGAGGAAAUGGCUGCCUCUUCAUCCUCAUCUUCAGCUGGUGGAGUCAGUGGAAGUUCUGUCACUGGAUCUGGUUUCAGUGUCUCAGACCUUGCUCCACCACGGAAAGCCCUCUUCACCUACCCCAAAGGAGCUGGAGAGAUGUUAGAAGAUGGCUCUGAGAGAUUCCUCUGUGAAUCCGUUUUCAGCUAUCAAGUAGCAUCUACACUUAAACAGGUGAAACAUGAUCAGCAAGUUGCACGGAUGGAAAAACUAGCUGGUUUGGUAGAAGAGCUGGAGGCAGAUGAGUGGCGGUUUAAACCCAUUGAGCAGCUGCUGGGGUUCACACCCUCUUCUGGUUGACCUUGCCUAGAUGGGUACUUCUGGUGCACAAGCAAGUUGCAAGGCCAACAAAGGACUUUUCUUACUGCUUUCAUAGCCAUCCAGAGAGUGACAGCUCCAUCAUUGAAUUGUUAAUUCAUACUUGGUUUCUCUGUACCUACCCACAAGCAACAAAUAUUUAAAUGUGUGCUCUCCCAGGGGAAAUUUUUGUUAAUUUAUUUUUUAAAUACGAGAAUCAGAUUAGGACAAUUGACUUCAGGAACCAGGAGUGGAGGUUAUGAGAUAUUUACAAAACUUCACAUGCCACGUAAAACACAUGCCAGAAUUGACCAACUGAAUGGCAUCUCUCCUGUUACUCAUUCAGUGUCUUGAAUCCUCACCAUUCAAGUCCAAGGUCAGCACUUAGAGUUGUAAAAUACAGGAUUUCUGACCUGAAAAAAGUUCUUUUUGCAGAUGAAUGGGAUUUCAACUCAGUACCUUUUCAAAUGAGGAAUUUUUUAAUGUUUAGGGGUAGGGGUUCUUUCUAUUUCAAGAUAUCUAAUUCUAUAGAUUAUAACUUUUUCUAACCUGUUCUAAACAUGCCAGGUACAGGGAAAAAGGAAUUGCUUUUUGAAUGUUGAAGCACUUGUGAAAAUAAAGCAGUGGGCAAAAUCCUUUUAAACACAGAAAUCCUGAGUCUCUUUGGUGGGCUCAAGCAAUUCUGUAGCAAAUAAAUCCUUUGAAAGAGCUCCAAA
This is a messenger RNA of Condylura cristata (star-nosed mole), 1230 nucleotides long. It is a transcript of the gene ANAPC16, whose product is annotated as anaphase promoting complex subunit 16. Gene Ontology annotation, cellular component: cytosol; anaphase-promoting complex; kinetochore. The transcript has 5 exons. Lineage: Eukaryota; Metazoa; Chordata; Mammalia; Eulipotyphla; Talpidae. Gene Ontology annotation, biological process: protein ubiquitination. The coding region runs from base 185 to 517 and encodes 110 amino acids. The record is from RefSeq and is a predicted model, not a curated record.